UUCUUUUAGCACACAUUUGACAUAUAUAAAUUUUGCGCGUAAAUACCACUCCCAAAAAUGAACACCCCAGACACCUCCAAAACCCCCACCUCGCCCAAAGACUCCCCUCUCAUCGAAGACAUUGACAUCUCCAACAUCAAGGUGGAGGAAGACCCCUCCGGUCCCGGAGGGGACCUCCUCGCAGAGAUGAUCGACCGGGACGACUUCAAUAUCGACGAAGACGAUAUGAAGAGUGCUCUUGACGACCAGGAGGAAGAGAAGAUUGAGACUGAAGUUAAGAGAGAAAUCAAAGAGAUUAAGGAAGAGAAGGUCGAUAUUAGUAGGUUAAGUGAAGAGAAGGGAUUAAUAGCGGAAUCUUAUGAAGAACUUCAGGAAAAAUAUAAGAAGAUUAAGAAUGAUGGAGGGAUAGAGAAUGUUGCGAGAGUUAAAUUGGAGUUGAUGAAGAAGAUGAGAGAGAAGAGAAUUCAAGAUAGAUGGGUAAAAGCUCUUGUGCAUUUUGGAGUCAAUCCUGAAUUUCUUUCUCAAAAGGAAAGAUUGAUGAAAAUCUAUCCAUUCAGUGAUUUCAACUUCAUUAAAGCUAAAAGAGGUGAGUUCCAGAGAUCUAAGAUGAAACAACUUGUACUGGAACUACUGAAAUUUGAGAUUAUCAAUGAUACUUACAAUGUUGAGUGAAAGGACAUAACUGGUGAGAGAAUGCAAGGAACUUUCCAUAUGAACUGUAAAGACAAGAUCACAAAAACUCUUAAAAAGGGCAGUGUCGUUGUACUCAAAAAUGUAUCGGUUUUUACCAUAAAUGGAAUCUCCUACUACUUCAUCGUAAUAGAUCAGUGCAUUGACAAGAUAUACUAAGCUUGUGGUCGGCUUCCAAGACUGU
This is a messenger RNA of Moneuplotes crassus, 874 nucleotides long. The record is from the annotation of a GenBank genome assembly. Lineage: Eukaryota; Ciliophora; Spirotrichea; Euplotida; Euplotidae.